UCCAACCCUCUUCAUUCUCAACCAUAUAGUAACUAACCACAACCCUUCUCUCAAAUCCAUUUCUUCCAUUUUUAUUUUUAUUUUUCUUAUUUUUAUACUUUUCAAUUGAUAUUCAAUUCCCCCAAUUAGGGUUUAUAUCUGCAAAUCUUUUUUUCAAUUUCAUGGCGUCGAGUUUUGACCGAUGGGAAAAAGAUCCAUUCUUUAACGCUGCUGAAGAAGUUCAGGAAUCUGCAGAUAGGAUGGAAUCUACAUUUAGGACAUGGAUUCAUGCCACCAAAGAUAAUUCAAGCAUGUGGAACCCUAAUGAACUCAGAAGAGAUUUACUUACUACUCUUGGCACUGCUAAAUGGCAGUUAGAGGAAUUUCAACGCGAAAUAAAGUUAAGUUAUAGUAGAAACUCUGGUAAUGACGCAAGAACUAGGCACCGAGAUUUUAUCACUGCUAUGGAGGAUAAGAUAAAGAAAGUCGAGCUUUCGUUAAAUGAAGCGUUCCCUUCGGGUGGCAAGGCGUCUCGGCCGUGGGUGUGUUUGGACGAAGGAGAAAAAGACGAGCUUGCUAUGUUUCUUUCCGGAAUGCCAGCUGCUGGAACUAACAAUCAACGAUUAUGUGAUAAAGAUUCUGUUGUUAAUUUGUCGAAGGAUUUUCCUGUUUCAACUGGGCGUGGCGAAGCUAAGGAGGAUGUGUCACACGGGUUUCGUAGGGUAGCUAGUGCUAGUGCUGAUAUUGGUUAUUGGAAAAUUUCAGUUAACGAUGAUCCGCAGCAGUUGAGUUCCUCCAGUGGUUCUUCUGGUGGUCCAAUGCAUAAGGUGCCAAGUUUAUCGGGGUUUUUUAGUUCGGUUGAAACAAUCUCGAAAUUGAAGUGGCCGAGGAAUGGUUAUAGAAAACUGAAAACAGUGGAUCAUCAUAAAGAAACUGAUAGUGCACUAAUUCCAAUGGCUGAAUUGAAUAGGGGAAGCAAUACCUGCCUUGAAAAAACUAAAAGUAGCCUCGAUAGUUCGGAUGAAUGUUACAACAAGCAACUCUAUGGAUGGUGUGGUGCUAUUCAGAGACAGCUUCAAAGGUCUCAAUAUCAAAUGCAAUACAGUCGGCUCGCACGAAUAACUGUUUCCAUUGUUAUUCUCCUCUGCUUGAUUGUUUUAAUUGCAUUCCACAAGAUGUAGAAGGAACUAGACGUAAGAUUUAUGAUAGCUGGCGGAAGCAUUAUGAUCGGACAGGUUUUAGAGUAUGUUUGGUUAUAUGAUGUGAUUGUAUUUAUCGCGUCUCAUCCUUCGCAGAAUGUGAAUUAUCCAAAGCUCCAAAUAGUAGAACUGAGUCAGCACACAGUGAUAGGCAGCAGAAACAAACAAGCACUUUUAUUCAAGUUUCUAAAACCUAGGUUAGUUUUCAAUUUCUUAACCGAUGUGACAACUAUUUUAAAGUUUAGCUCAACAUUUCCUUUUUUGCUAGUCAAUUUCAUUUUUCCCCUGCCCAUUUUAAAUUUUCCAUGAAGAGCUAUCUGUUGUACUAGCUUUGGAAAAGGGGGAUUGGCUUUUGAAAUGUUGUAAACUUGUAUAUAUCAUCAUACAUGGCUUUUGCAGCUAGAUUUGUGUA
Vicia villosa (hairy vetch) is the source of this 1590-nucleotide messenger RNA. RefSeq lists its product as uncharacterized. Gene Ontology annotation, cellular component: membrane. The transcript is spliced from 5 exons. Bases 162 to 1160 code for a protein of 332 amino acids. NCBI's taxonomy places the organism in Eukaryota, Viridiplantae, Streptophyta, Magnoliopsida, Fabales, Fabaceae. Gene Ontology annotation, biological process: Golgi vesicle transport. The record is from RefSeq and is a predicted model, not a curated record.